Molecule: messenger RNA, 669 nt
Organism: Vitrella brassicaformis
Lineage: Eukaryota; Vitrellaceae
Source: the annotation of a GenBank genome assembly
ACGCUCUGCAGAUUUGGUGCGACGACACCGGGUGCAUCGUGUGCGGCAGCAACAAGGGGCCGCCAACCAUCAUGCUGUGUAAAAGAUGCGACAGCGGCUUCCAUUCAUCCGCCAUGCGUCCCGGUGGAGCACAGGCUGACCGCCGUGCCCGAGGAAAACUGGUGGUGCCCCACAUGCACGUAAGAAAAUGGAUGCCACUCUUCAACGACGACGUGCAAGCUUUCUUCCGAUUGCACUAUGAUCAGACCCCAUGGCGCUGCCAGCCCCUCGUUCGUCGUCACACUCGACCCGCCAGGUUGCUUCAGGCGCCCUCCCAAUCUGUACUUGGCUGGCGAGCCCUUACACGCGGGGCUGGUGACGUCGCUGUUCUCGCAAUCAGCGAUAUCCCGAUUAGCCGUCAGGGGCAGCAUGGGAUGUGUGGAUCACUGCCGUUGGACUGUGCGCCUGAAGAUCCGUCAGCUGAGGCGUUUGGCCUUCUGAGUUGUGUGGAGAAGAGGCGGCGGACGAGGAGUUCGCUGUCGGUACCCGUCGCUCACAGUGACGUGCCGUUUACUGCCGACGGACCGGUGGAGGACGAAACGGAUGAAGAGGAUGAGACAGUUCAGCAUGCGGGGAUACCCAGAUAGCAUCGAUUAAAUAUGUUUUUCUCUAUGUGUGCACACAAAAUAC